Messenger RNA from Myripristis murdjan (pinecone soldierfish), 4015 nucleotides. RefSeq names its product MDM4 regulator of p53 (gene mdm4). Bases 174 to 1661 code for a protein of 495 amino acids. Gene Ontology annotation, biological process: regulation of cell cycle; protein ubiquitination; negative regulation of apoptotic process. Gene Ontology annotation, cellular component: nucleus. Lineage: Eukaryota; Metazoa; Chordata; Actinopteri; Holocentriformes; Holocentridae. The transcript has 11 exons. Gene Ontology annotation, molecular function: ubiquitin-protein transferase activity. The record is from RefSeq and is a predicted model, not a curated record.
AAUCUUCUAGGCCAACGAGCUAACUGCCUGACUGUCAGACAGCUAGUCUUAGUUUUACGAAACCAUUGUGUAAUGUAUUUAUCUGUCAUAUAGCUGCAAGAGCUACAGUACAUCUGGAACAAUGUAGCUAGCAGCCUCGAAGUAAUGUUAAUCCACGGAGCAUUUGUUCGUUUAUGAUGAGCUCCCUAUCAGUCCAACCACCGGCAUCAAGCUCAUCAUGCAGGACACUACCUGGAGAGGGAAAUCAGGUGCAACCCAAAGCACCUCUCCUGCAGAUUCUGCGUAUUGCCGGAGCCCAGGAGGAUGUUUUCACUCUAAAAGAAGUGAUGCAUUACUUGGGGCAGUACAUCAUGGGAAAGCAGCUAUAUGACAAACAGAGGCAGCACAUCGUCCACUGUCAGGAUGAUCCAUUGGGAGAGCUGCUGGAAGUGGACAGCUUCUCUGUAAAAAACCCAAGCCCUGUCUAUGAAAUGCUCAAGAAGUACCUGGUUGUGCUUGAUUGUGUUCACGCUGCAGAGAAUCUUUCUGUGGGCCGUGAGUGUGUAGAGGGCGGAGUGGAGGAUCGUGGUCAGGUGUGUGGGGGGGUGUCCAAAGCAGGGCUGGAGGCGGGCGGUGAUAGGCCCCUCCUUCUGCAGACCCCUUCCCAGAGACGACCUCGGGAGCCGGAUGAAGACUCUCUUGAAGGCCUGCCACGGUCAGUCUGCAAGCGGCCCAAGCUGGAUGUUACUCUGGAUGAAUGGGACCUCUCUGGCCUGCCUUGGUGGUUUCUGGGCAAUCUCCGUAGUAAUUACAGCCGCAGGAGCAAUGGCUCCACCGACAUCCACACAAACCAACUGUCUCCUGCACAGGAGGAGGACACGGCCAUUGUGUCAGACACCACUGACGACCUGUGGUUCCUGACUGAGGGUGAGAGUGAACAGGUGAGUGUGGAGAUGAAGGAGGCUGCGCUGGAAGAAGGUAGCGGAGGAGAAGGAGAAGCUCCACCUGAGGAAGAGGAAGGGAAAGACGAGAAGGCAGAUAGGGAGAUGCAGGAGGAGCCAGAUGAAGACUCCCAGUGUCUGAGUGAUGACACUGAUACAGAGAUCUCUACGCAGGAUGCAUGGCAGUGCACAGAGUGCAGGAAGUUUAACACUCCUCUUCAGAGGUACUGUGUUCGCUGCUGGGCUCUACGUAAGAACUGGUACAAAGAUGUCCCCCGACUUGCCCAUUCCCUCUCUGUCCCUGACAUCCCAGCAUGCAGCUCUCUCACUACCCAUGAUGAAGAAGAUGACAGCGAUACAGGUAUUGAUGUUCCAGAAUGCACCAGGACGGUUUCUGACCCGGUCAUCCUGCCUUCCCACUCAACAGCCGACCGACCCCUGCCCACUAUGGUUAUAGGGAAGGGCAAGGCUCCCCGGCCUUCUGGCUUGCCCAAGGAUGAGCAGCUCUCAGGAGGGGAGAGUCAGGAAAGUCUAGGGAUGGAGGUUGAGGUUAAGCCUGAAGCUUUGAUGGAGCCCUGCAAGCUGUGUCGAGUGCGACCACGGAAUGGAAAUAUAAUACAUGGACGUACAGCUCAUCUGCUAACAUGCUUCCCCUGUGCUAGAAGGCUGCACAAAUUCCACGCUCCAUGUCCUGGAUGUGGAAAGAUCAUUCAAAGAGUUAUUAAGAUAUUCAUCCUCUAAAAACACACAUUCACCUGCUGGGCUGUGGUUCUGGGGACCACAAGCAAAUGUAAACAUUUUCAGAUUCACUCAACUAUAUAGUGUACAAGCUACAUGCAUCCUCGUAAACAGUCUACCAGUAGACACCGACGACCUGCACCUCGCUCACCCUUCAAACCACACACACAAACACUGUAGCACUUGGUUGAGACUGCUCUUGGUUGCACAGUUUAUUUUGCGUUACACUGCCUCUAAAGUAUCAUUAGAUGCAACUAGUGCUGAAACGAUGACUUGACUAAUCAAUUAGUCGAUUCUCUCUGUUUAUGUCAUUAUAAAAUUAAUGGGGGUCCCCCCCUUCUUUUUUGUUGGGCUGCUUUGAUUUAGGGAGCAAUUUGAAGAUUUCACUUUGCUCCUUUCCAUUUGUCAUUAUUUUUUUUACACCUUGUAGACUAAAUUAUUAAGCAAAGCAUUCGUUGCAGUGCUAGAUGCAACCAUGGAUAUCUAAUGUGUAACAUGCCAAAUGUUUCUUUUUAGCACUGCAUUUUGUAAAACAGGUACAAGGGCAGAAGUAUUUAUUUAUUUGCUGAAGGGCAGCAUAAGACUUUAAAGUUGGAGACAUUGUGUAAUCUAAUUUCAUGAAGGCUUGUUUUUUAGGCAAAGUGGAUUUUCACAUUGCUCACUGUGGUGCUGUCUGUAAAGGUUGUUGCCACUUUUUGAAUGGUGCCAUACAGAAGACAUUAGUUCUGUUGCUUUUGUCUCCACUGUCACACUUAGUUUAGCAGCUAGAAAAAUGUUACAAAGCAACACAUGUACAGAAAACUAUGAAAACAUCUUUCAGCCUCUUCUAGACCUUUUUUGUUUCUUUACCCUUGUCAUUCCUUGUUUGUUUAGAGGCUGUUUUACAUUGUAAAGACAAGACUGAAGGAAGCGUAAGCUAUCAUUUCCUUUCUCAGAACUGUUUUCAUGUUUUUUUGAUUGUCAGCUACCAAACCAUCCUCACCUCUAAUUCAUUUUACUACAUUCACUUAACAUCAAUGAAUGCCCUCUAGAAGUGUGGUAACUUAACUCCUGUUGCUGUCAACAGCGUUACAACAUUUAGGAUCAACAUUAACCUGCCUGAAAUGUAUAGCUGAAGAAGUAUUUACUGUAGUUUUUCUUCUGGGGAUCAUUUUGGUGUUCAUGUAUAUCAAUAUUUCCAAUUUCAAAGCUAGUGAUGAUCGUUUUGCCUGCAGUAAGUUAUCUGGUGUUAAUAGUUGAUUCUGUUUUAUUUUUCUCUUAAAGAAGGGUAUUUUUCACCUCCUUUCCUGAACUUAAGAUAAAUUAACAAUGCAAUAUAUUUUGUAUUUAAUUUAUUUAUGAUUGCUCUAGUUGCUCAUAUGUGUGUCUUCAGUGAAUCAGAAAAAGGUAGAGCCAAAGGUGAUAUGACUGCACUUGUAAUUGAAAGGUAUCAAGAAAUUCUUCAGUGAAAGAGCCUGAGGUACCCUAUGUUUCCUCAGACAUGAAUGUGACUGUGCAGUACUUAUUGAGGGUUGAGGUAUAGAUUGAAGCGUUACACUGCCAUGUAAUGAGUUUGAAUUUUGAUUUUCUGUGUUUUUUGGAUAUAUUUCUUUUUCUGGUGGUUAUAUUUUAUUUGAUUGAAAAUGUGCCGGUGAGUUCUUUUGCUGGAUUGUUGCCUGACUUGGUGACUAUUUCCUUUCAGUAGCAACUGAUUUGUAUCAGUGAGAACAUGUAAACUAUCUACAAACACUUUGUUCAGUUCUCACAUGUAGGAUGUACAAUGACAACAGGCUCUUAAUCCUUGACUGCUCUGCUUCGUACAGAGGAAAUGGCAUAGUUGUUCUGUGAUCAGCUCCUUACUUGCGCUUAAUCUCUCUGCCAGCAGAUGGGGAGAAUUCUCAGUAUUGUAUCUGGUGCCCACUGAAGCUCUGUAAAAUCAGUAAUACAUGUAUGUACGUAAAGCAUGCCUCCUAGCGUGACUAACACCAGCACUGGGCUGGUGUGAGAGCCUUAUUAGCUAUGUAAAAGCUGAAAAAAAAAAAGUUAACUGUAACCUAAUGUAUUUAUCCAUCAUUCUACAACCUGAGAAACACACUUAGUAUUUACUAGAUGCAGAUCUCUAACAUUCAUUAAAACAAAGGUAUAGUGUAUAAUGUACCAGUAUUACUGGUUUUGAUCAUCAAAAACAUAAAUAAGUUGCAAAUUAGCGACUGAGACUACAGAUGCACUCGUGGUACAACCAACAUAGUUUUACUUGUACUUUCACAGAACAUUGUGUCCACAUGGAAUGUCUUUAUUGCAGAUAUAAUAUUGUAAUGCUCUCUGAUGUGCCGCUGUAAUUUUUUUUUGUAAAGCAAUAAAGAGUUGUUUUAGUUUUA